AUGGGAUGUGACUCAAUUCGCACAGGAUCAUCCGGGGGGUCCUUCAGUGCGCCGGAAAGGAUGCCACCCAGGCCUAUUCUGAAGUUCACGCUGCUUCAGUGCUACGACUUUGAACAAGCUGCUGCUGCGUUUGGUCCAAAGAAAGCGUACACUUUUUACUCCACGGCUGCCACCGACUGCUGGACUCGAGACGCAAAUGAGGCCAUGCUCAAACGGAUCUGGUUCAGGCCCAGGGUGAUGAAAGACGUGUCCGAGGUAGAUACUUCAAGUACCGUUUUGAACAUCCCGGUCAAGCUACCGCUGUUUAUCUGCCCUACUGGACUUGCAAAAUUAAUCAACCCUGAGGCGGAAAAGGGUCUCGCGCGAGCAGCAAAGUUGACUGGUAUCCUAGAAAUUUUGUCAACAAACGCAGGUCACCCCGUGGGAGAAAUCGUCCAAGAGGCCCCAGGCUACCCAUUCUUGUUCCAAUUGUACCUGAACAAGCAGAAAGAGAAAUCCCGCGAGACGCUCCGAAUGGCUGAGUCUCUGGGUAUGAAAGCCAUCUUCUUAACCGUUGAUGCAGCCGGGCGAGGAAAGCGGGAGUCGGACGAACGAUUGAGGGUAUACGACGCCGUUGAGAUUGUCAACCCUGUGACUGGAGAACGCGUAAAGCCCGACAAGAAGGGCGGUGGCCUGACGAGAGCAAUGGGAAGCUACAUUGACCAAGGCAUGACCUGGCGAGACAUUGCGUGGAUCCGAAGCGUGACCCGGCUUCCAAUCAUCCUGAAGGGGAUCACAAAUGCCGAGGAUGCGAAGAUUGCCAUGCAGCACAAUGUCGAAGGCAUUAUGCUCAGCAACCACGGGGGUCGGAACCUCGACUAUACGCCUCCGUCUAUCCUGCUUCUUCUGGAGUUACAUAAGAACUGCCCAGAGGUCUUUGACAGAAUGGAGAUUUAUGUCGACGGUGGGUUUCGACGAGGCGGUGAUAUCAUCAAGGCCCUGUGCUUAGGGGCGAAGGCGGUUGGGAUUGGUAGGAGCUUUUUGUAUGCGUUGCAUUAUGGCACUGAAGGUGUAGAGCACCUUGUGGAAUGUGAGUAA
Molecule: messenger RNA, 1077 nt
Organism: Aspergillus terreus NIH2624
Lineage: Eukaryota; Fungi; Ascomycota; Eurotiomycetes; Eurotiales; Aspergillaceae
Exons: 4
Coding region: 1-1077 (358 amino acids)
Molecular function (GO): FMN binding; oxidoreductase activity
Source: RefSeq, a predicted model, not a curated record